AGGGAACUAGCGGAUGCUAACAUGAUAGAGAACUACCUACCUAGGUAUAUUCUCUGAGAAUUAUUAGUAUACAUCAGUUCUUAUUUCUUUUGCAGUUAUAUUUUUUCUGAUACUGCAAACCAGCCGCGGUUAACAAUUCUGCUUGCGCGACGCUAUAUGCGAAUGCUAGCUUCAGACAACCAGAAUUAGUUCCUAUGAUGACUGCGUGCCACGACCCUGCAUCUCGCAAACUAGUUGCUACAUUCGGAUGCAGGAAAUAUCCUUCUCAUCUAUCGGAACCUGUAGGCUAUGUCAUCAGCAGGGCCACAAGAAAGAGAAGUGCGCCUUCAGGGCUGACGAUAAAGGAACUUGGUCAAAGGGGGAUCAUUCUAUUCGCAAAAGUUCAUCUAAAAACGGAAGAGAGAUAACCGGCUGGAUACUUGAACGGGCUAUAAUCAUUCCGGCCACCGUAGGAGCUGUGCGGUUAUCCGGUCGGGCAAUAAGAAAUAAACUGUACUUCGCAACCUCCCCCGGGAACCUCAUGUUGUAUGUUGCUAAAAAGAAAAAUGGGAUUUUCUAGCAGCUCCCAGUUGUAUAGAGACAGAUGGGAGAUGACAUUAAUGAGGCAGCAGCGGAUUCUGAGGCGAGGCGCGUUUUCUGUCUCGAUUAGAAGCCUCUCCAUCACAUCAAGAUCUCCUUUUCGGGGUACUAAAUACCAC
This is a messenger RNA of Paecilomyces variotii, 698 nucleotides long. RefSeq lists its product as hypothetical. The record is from RefSeq and is a predicted model, not a curated record. Lineage: Eukaryota; Fungi; Ascomycota; Eurotiomycetes; Eurotiales; Thermoascaceae. The coding region runs from base 248 to 559 and encodes 103 amino acids. The transcript is spliced from 4 exons.